GGGAUACUGCGCUGAGAGAGUGAGCCGCCAUCUUAGGAGGAGUCGCGAGGGGACUGUGCUCCUCACAGCGGGGACUGGGCGCCCUGCGGGACGGGCGGAGCCUGAGCCGGGCUGAGGGACAUGGCGGCUGUGAGAGCGGCCCUCACGGGGAUGCUGCGCCCGCUGUCACGCUGGGCCCCGCUGGCUGCAGGACGAACCGCCGCCGUUCGGUGCUGCCACAGCCCGGUGUGGGCUGCGGCUCCGCUGCCCAAACCGCCGUCCAAAGGGAUCGUGCCCGGCGCACCGUGUCCUUCCCUGGUCCUCAGACUCACUCCUCUGCUUCCCAACAUCCUUCAGCAGCCCACGAGGCCCGUCACUUAUUACGGCUUACGGAAGGGAAAGAGGAAGACUGUGAAAGCUGUCGUUAAGAGAUUUCUGCGGCUGCACUGUGGGCUUUGGGUGAGGAGGAAGUCUGGUUACAAGAAGAAACUGUGGAAGAAAUCUACUGCCCAGAAGAAACGCUUGAGAGAGUUUGUGUUGUGCAAUAGGACACAAAGUAAACUCCUGGAUAAAAUGACCACUUCUUUCUGGAAAAGAAGAAAUUGGUACGUUGAUGAUCCUUACCAGAAGUAUCACGACCGCACCAACCUUUCUGUGUAGAAAGCUUUAGUUAUUUUAUAAUUAAACAUAUGUGUAUCAACUGCUCACAAUUAUGGCCCGAAAUAAAGGAAUAUUAAAAGCUGC
This is a messenger RNA of Coturnix japonica (Japanese quail), 723 nucleotides long. It is a transcript of the gene MRPL35, whose product is annotated as mitochondrial ribosomal protein L35. Gene Ontology annotation, cellular component: ribosome; mitochondrion. Lineage: Eukaryota; Metazoa; Chordata; Aves; Galliformes; Phasianidae. The record is from RefSeq and is a predicted model, not a curated record. Gene Ontology annotation, molecular function: structural constituent of ribosome. Gene Ontology annotation, biological process: translation.